This is a messenger RNA of Saccharomyces kudriavzevii IFO 1802, 1866 nucleotides long. It is a transcript of the gene RFA1, whose product is annotated as replication factor A subunit protein RFA1. The record is from RefSeq and is a predicted model, not a curated record. Gene Ontology annotation, cellular component: nucleus. Gene Ontology annotation, biological process: DNA repair; DNA recombination; DNA replication. Gene Ontology annotation, molecular function: DNA binding. The transcript has a single exon. Lineage: Eukaryota; Fungi; Ascomycota; Saccharomycetes; Saccharomycetales; Saccharomycetaceae. The coding region runs from base 1 to 1866 and encodes 621 amino acids.
AUGAGCAGUGUUCAACUUUCGAAGGGCGACUUCCAUAGUAUCUUCACCAACAAGAGGAGGUACGAUAACCCCACCGGUGGCGUUUACCAGGUUUACAACACCAGGAAAUCCGAUGGUGCCAAUAGCAACAGAAAGAAUUUGAUCAUGAUUUCUGACGGUGUUUACCACAUGAAGGCUCUUUUGAGAAAUCAAGCUGCUUCCAAAUUUCAGUCAAUGGAGCUGCAGAGGGGCGAUAUCAUUCGCGUUAUAAUUGCAGAACCCGCCAUUGUUAGGGAAAGAAAGAAGUACGUUCUUUUGGUUGAUGAUUUUGAAUUGGUUCAGUCUCGUGCUGAAAUGGUCAACCAAGCCAGUACGUUCUUGGACAAUUACUUCUCGGAACGUCCAAAUGAAACUUUGAAAGAUGAAGAUAUAUCCGAUAAUGGUAAUGUCACUAACCAGACAAACAUCGGUAACCUCGGAGUAGGCGACAUGCUCCAUUCAAACUCAAACUUGAAUGCUAACGAAAAAAAAUUUGUCAAUGAAGGUUCUAACUCCCAAAAAUCUAGACCGAUUUUUGCCAUCGAACAAUUGUCUCCAUACCAAAACGUCUGGACGAUCAAGGCAAGAGUUUCCUACAAGGGGGAAAUCAAAACAUGGCACAAUCAAAGAGGUGAUGGUAAAUUAUUCAAUGUCAACUUCCUAGACACUUCUGGGGAAAUCAGAGCCACCGCAUUCAAUGACUUUGCUACCAAAUUUAACGAAAUUUUGCAAGAGGGCAAAGUAUACUACGUGUCAAAGGCAAAACUGCAACCCGCUAAGCCACAGUUUACUAACUUGACACAUCCUUACGAACUCAAUCUGGACAGAGACACCGUUGUCGAAGAAUGUUUUGAUGAAAGCAACGUUCCAAAGACUCACUUCAAUUUUAUCAAAUUGGACGCCAUCCAGAACCAAGAAGUAAAUUCCAAUGUAGACGUGCUUGGUAUCAUUCAAACAAUUAACCCGCAAUUUGAAUUGACUUCCAGAGCUGGAAAAAAGUUUGAUCGUCGCGAUAUCACAAUUGUUGACGAUUCCGGGUUUUCCAUCUCAGUCGGUCUAUGGAACCAACAAGCCCUUGACUUCAAUCUUCCUGAAGGUUCUGUUGCUGCUAUUAAGGGUGUUCGUGUAACAGAUUUUGGUGGCAAGUCUUUAUCCAUGGGCUUUUCUAGUACUUUAAUUCCGAAUCCAGAAAUACCUGAGGCAUAUGCCCUAAAAGGUUGGUACGAUUCUAAGGGUCGCAAUGCAAAUUUCACCACUUUGAAACAAGAACCUGGGGUAGGUGGCCAAUCAGCUGCUAGCUUAACAAAAUUUAUUGCUCAACGUAUCACCAUUGCUAGAGCUCAGGCUGAAAACUUAGGAAGAAGUGAAAAGGGUGAUUUCUUUAGUGCUAAAGCUGCUAUAAGUUUCUUAAAGGUUGACAAUUUUGCAUACCCUGCUUGCUCUAAUGAAAAUUGUAAUAAGAAAGUCCUGGAACAACCGGAUGGCACCUGGAGGUGUGAGAAAUGUGACACCAAUAAUGCAAGUCCAAACUGGAGAUAUAUAUUAACAAUAUCGAUUAUCGAUGAAACAAACCAGUUAUGGUUGACUUUAUUUGAUGACCAAGCUAAACAAUUGUUGGGCGUUGACGCAAAUACAUUAAUGUCUUUAAAGGAGGAGGAUCCCAAUGAAUUUACGAAAAUUACUCAAAGUAUUCAAAUGAACGAAUAUGACUUUAGAAUCAGAGCACGCGAAGAUACAUACAACGAUCAAAGCAGAAUCAGAUAUACUGUUGCUAACCUACACAGUUUGAAUUACAAGGCUGAAGCCGACUACCUGGCAGAUGAGUUAUCUAAGGCCUUGUUGGCCUAA